Molecule: messenger RNA, 5206 nt
Organism: Cyanistes caeruleus (blue tit)
Lineage: Eukaryota; Metazoa; Chordata; Aves; Passeriformes; Paridae
Source: RefSeq, a predicted model, not a curated record
UGAGGGUCUGUCAGUCCCUGCUUUGCCAUGAGUACCUUCCCAGGCUUCCACACUGACCCUUAUACGGAGCAGGUUACUUUCGUCUGGCAUGUUACAAAGUACAAAUUUAAUAAUGUAAGACUCGUCGUGGCAAAAAUUGUUAAAGAUUUAGAAAUAUUUUAUGCUUUCUCAUAGUUCAGUAAGUAGCAGUCCAAAUUAGGUUUCUAAAUACAAUAAUUUUUAAAAAAGGAAAAAUGCGGGGAUUUAUCCUGUAGCCUUAACAAAGUGGCAUUUUUAACCUUCAAAUACAUACAAAUUAUUUUUCUUCUGAACAUCACGUUCUGCUGAGAACAUUCUUGCUUUAAAAUCACCUCGAUUCGUACAAGUUGCCCAAGGGCUUGGGCAGAGGCUGGGGACGCUGGUGUCCCUGGGGACAGGGUGUUUCCGUGGGCAGGCUCCUGGGGGACAGAGCUGGCAGCGGUGCCGGGCUGUGCGGGCACGGCUGCCUCGCCUGGCUGCCGGCCUUCCCGCUUCCCAGGCGCGAAGGCGGCAACUGCUGCAAGUAGGAGCUGGCACGUUGGGAGUGAUGGAAUUCAAGGAAACAAAUACCGGGGGAGAGCUGUGAGACAGUGAUUUUUAAGGCUGACAUAGAUCUUUGUUGCAAUUCGGGGCAGCUUUUGUACAGUUGGAGCAUCUGGUUGUUAACUCCUCUCUUUGUCCCCUUACUCCUCAGUUUGUGGAGUAAGGAAUCACAUAGUUGUGAUUUUAAAAUGCGGGGCUGUGUUUUCCUGUGCCUUCCUAUGCGAGAUGUGGGAAAAUGGCUUUUCUGGCGCAUUCCUCAUUCCCUUUUUAUAAUUGGCUUCUGGAGAUUAAAGAACAGAAUGGGGUUGUGUGCUGCUUUUAUUGUGCUCCUCUGCGGUCAGUCUUGGGCAGAUCUUGACCAUCUCCUUCCUUCUGACUUUCAUUUGUGUUAAUCCAGUGGAGCCUUUGGCUUCCUGAGGGCGUCACAAAGCCAGGCAGUGUCCCUCAUUCAUACCUUAUGCUCUGCAGCUCCAUAUGUUCGUAGUUGAAUCUUGUGACAGCCACUACAAUAAAACCCGACCCUGUCAGCCUGAGACACCGAUCCGCUGUUUUAGCUGCUGCUGCUCCUCAGUUCCUGCUGGCAGGAUCCCCAGGCUGGGCAGCAGCCAGCAAUAGCUGCAGGAGGGGCUUUUCUUGCUCGUAAAGAUUUGUGCAUCCCUUUUCAUUGUCUGCAGCUCUGUCUCUGCCUGGCACCUGUGGAGGACAGUAAUGCACCUUUACAAACCUAGGUCCUGAGCCUUAGUCUGAGAAGCCCCAGACGUGAGGCUGUCUCUGCUCUCCUGGGGACGAGGGGACGACCUGUUAGAAGUAAACGUGGUUCUGAUUUCCUCAGAAGAAGCACAAAAGGAGAUGUUCUGUUCUUUGAAAAUAACUGGAGCCACUGGCAAGAAGCAGCGACACUGCAUCGAACAAGGGAACCGCUUCCAGGUUAUCAAAACAUGCUGUUGAACUGAAUUUUGCAGCUGCAUUUUCCAAUGUACCAUGGGAUGCAUCAAAUCCAAGGCUGCCUUCCAAGGUUCCAACACUGUCCAGGAUGAGAGGAUCGGGGGAGGUGGCGAGGGGUGCACUGGGGAGAAGUCGUCGCUGCUGGCGGUGAAGGCGGAGGAGAAGGCCCCCUCGAGCACCAUCGUGCUGGACUACGCACACCGGCUGUCGCGCGAGAUCCUGGAGCAGGCGGUCAAGCAGUGGGCAGUGACCGAGAGCAAGUACAGCGACAUCCCCUUCAUCGAGAGCGACGUGCCCUGAGCCCUGCCGGGGCCUGGCCCGUCCGGGAGCGCUCUGUGCGGGCUGCCGGCGCACAUAAAGCACCCCCAGCUGUCCUCGGAGCAUCCCUGCGGGGAGGUGUCUGCAGGGAGAGCCUGAGAGAAUUUGCCUUUUAACGCAGGUUGCUAACAAACUAACUGGAUCCCAGUAGAACCCGUUCAUCAAGUGUCAUUCAUUGUCAGCUGUAUGUUGAGUAUAUUCUGUCUUUGUAUGUGUUGGAUGUGACCAGAAGUUAGCAUUAAAAAGAGGAUGAGAAGACUGUGGCUGCCCUGCACCUCUACAAGCACUGCCACAGAGGACAAAACAUGGAUUACUUCUAUGUUCUGCAUUAAAAAUCAGUGGUCUGUAGGUGAGAUGAACUCUCCAUACUUGGUGAAUUUGUCUGCAUUUUGCUAAAGUGAAAUCAAGGUCUGCAUGUAGCAAAGGUUACUGCUGUCAUGAAUUUUACUUUUGAUUCUAUGACCUGACUAAAUCUGUAAAACCGCUAGAUAAUGAAGGUGAUGAGAGCGCUAUGUAAACCCCAGUAGUAUUCAGGGAGCCAUUUGGAUGAUGAUGCUAUUUACCUUCCAUUGAAGUGAACCAGUGAGAAACAUGCCCGUGUCGAUAAGCAGUGCAUUAUCAUUAACAGAUGCUUCUGUAAAUGCAUGAAAGCUUGUCUCUAAAACCCUGCAGUAAGACAGGUUAAUGACAUCUGGUCGCUGUGUUCAGACCAAAGCUGUUUGGUUUUUUGGUUUUGUUUGGGGUUUUUUUUUGUGUUAGGGUGCUGGUUUGGGAGGAUUUGGUUUUGUUGUUUUACUGUAACCUAGAAAGAUGUGCAAAAACUACUGAUGAUAACUAGUGAAAGGAACAUUUAAAGGUGUGGCAAUGCUUUAGGACAAUUUGUUUCAUGGGAACUGUGGCUGCAUUACACUGAAAUUACUCUCUGAAGUACCACCCUUGGGACAGGAUGUCUUCCUUCCGCUUCUGUAGGCUGCUGCUUUCCCAUUGGAAAACCUGUUCAUGGUAAUGCCAGCGGGAGUCACAGGAGCCCCAGCCCUGAGCAGUGCUCUGAAUGCAGAGUUAGGGACUAAGCCUUAGGCCAGAGUUCAAAGGCUGCAUUUCUUCCCCAGUGCAUCCACACGUUGCUCCCUGCUUGCCCAGGACUCGCAGCCUGAGCCACUGCACUCACAGCUGGCAUUCCACAGAUCUGGACACGGAUGGAUUGUUCCUAUUCAUCCCAAAGGUACAAUGUUGCUGACGUUUUAUACAAAGUGAAGGCCUUCUAACAGCUUGGCUUUUACCACCUGUUUGUUCCUGUUUCUGUGAUGCCCAGUUUAAAAGAUACAGGUUUUUUCCUAGAUCAGAAUGCUUUCCAUUUUGUUUUCAUUUUAUAGACAGAUGCUUUCCAUACUGGCUAAAGCUGUUACUAUUUUUAAAAGGUACACAUAGUUCUAGUAAAUGAUCCAAAGCAUGAUUUUUCAAGCAAUGGGAAGCAAGCAGAAAGAGGACCGUGUCAAAUGCUGGUUUUAGUUCAUUCUCUGACGUGACAGUCUAUGAAUUGAGCUGUUUUGCAAAUGUUGUGACACAAACUUAGGUAUUUGAAAUUCACCUAUACGAGGAUGUGGUUUUAUCAGGAAUAAAGGGUGAAAAAUGCUUUUCUGUGACACAGCACAAGGCUGCCAUUAAAUCCAAGUAAUCAGACUGGAUUCCCAGUGACCUGCUAUUAAGGCUGUUCUCAGGCCUUUGCUGGAAAAGGGAACAAAAUCAGCUUAUGCUGUAAUGUCAUCGUCUUUGAAGUUACGCAGUCAUCUUCAAAGCCCUGUGCAAAGUGGGACUAAGGUUUUAUGGUUCACUUAAAUUCUCCUGCUAACAGUGACGUUCCUUCAAGUUUUACAGCAUAUAAAACAUUAGGUCAUACUCUGUUUGCUCUAAAAUACCUCCAUAUAUUAGUGUUAGAAAGCAAAGGAAGCCAAAACACUGAUCAAGUCAGUACAUAUCAGUUGGAUAUUGCUUAACCACAGUAUUAAAAAAAAUUCCUAUUCUUACUCUAGAUAAAAUAAAGUUUUAUUACAAAAAAGAAAAAAGGGCCAACCUUUCUAACAUGAGUGUGGGCUCGAGAAUGUUAACACUUGUAACUACAGAAAUUUAAAAAAAAGCCAAAGCUCCACAGCCAUUGUUGGCCAGACAGGUGAGGAGCAGGUAGAAAACUGCACUCACUGUCAGAGCACCUCGAGGUGGAUCUGCCCCACCCUUUUACAAGGCACCCUGGCGGUUGCCACAGGCAGUGGGGUGUUGCAGUGCUUCCUGUUGCCAUGUCUCAAAUCCUUCCUCUGGAUGUAGCCUUAGCAUCUGACACUCUUCAGGAAUAUCAGAUACACUUCUGAAAGCAGCUCCCCUUUGGCAGGCUGCCACCGCCCGGUCCAACAGCAGGCAGAGUUACCCAAGAGCCAAAGGUUCCACCACAGCAUCUGCUGUGAUCAGCACUUGGAAUUUCCCCAGAGGAGGUGACCCAGGCACACUGACCGUGCCCAGGACUGCUCCCCUGGGGAGGAGCUGCUGUGUGGGGCGCCUGCCCUGCCUGCCCCAAGAGCUGCCCACGGGGUGACUCAGCACCAGCUGCUUGGUGGCCCAACCAGUCCCUCACCUGCAGCCACCAACCUCGGCCCUCACUGGUGCCUGAAGAUUCCAGCAGCUUCAGCAUGGCCCCAAGUGCAAUUCCAGCUGCUUUACGAUGCUUUCCGUGACACUGGCACUUCAGGGACGGCACGCAGCAAAUGGAAAGCAAACAAGCUUGCAAACAACAGGGAGACGGCUUCUCACCAGGAAAAUCAUCUCUUUUACAGGAAGCUGUCCUUAUAAAUAAUGCACUUACCCUUAAUAGAAAAUAAAUCUGUUCAGUGCUACAGUCUGGUAAGAGAUUGAGGGAGAUCUCUCUCCAGAGCUCUGCUGUACAUUUAAUAGGCACAAUUCUAAUAUAUUGUAAAAAUAAAGACUUCUUCACCUAAAUAAAUUUAUGCUAAGCUGUGCUAGACUUUCACAGAGCCACUGACAGUGGGUUUCCAGCUAAGUUGCCAUUGAUUCUUUGACUUGAUUUUGUGUAAUAAAGGCACUCCAGUUUGGGACUGGCAUACUCUGCAAAACUGUUUACUUCUAUUUAGGAGUUAAAAAUACAUUUGCUUUAUAUUUUCUCCAGGAAACAAGAUAAAUCUGAGUGCAUAUGAUGUGACUGACUUGAUAUUCUAAUAAUGGUUCAGAAUACAUUAACUGCAGCACAACUUUGUAAAGGUGAUGUUUCUGGAGUAAGGCACAUCAGUAUUCCCAAAUAAGACACACUACAAUAUAUUUUUACAAUAUUUUUUGUGGAAAAUAUUUUCUUGUGGACCAAAUAAAAUUCAACUUACCA